AUGUCAACUGUGGCCCUCUUGGCUCCCAAUGUUAUUGCACAUCAGAUCAUCUUGCUUCCAGAACCUCAAUGGAAGACGAACGACAAGGACACCAAAUACAACCCUCUCGCCUUUCUGGAAAAUCAAAAUUUUCCGACUUCCGCAGACUUCGGGGGUUACUUAAAAAAAAAUAACUACAACUCACUUCGUGAUUUUCUCAAACGCGCGAAUUACACCGUGACCGAAGGAGCUGAUAGAGACUGCGGAUUCACGGAUCCCAAUGGUACGCCCCAGCCCAUUCCAGCUGGCAACAAUAUGCGAUUCACUGGAUACACUCACGAUGGCCUCUGUGAGAUGUGGCUUGAUGACACCAAAGUGCUCAGCGGAUCCAACUGUCACAACGACUUUCCUGGAAAAGACUGCCCUGUCGAUUACUCGUCGUGCAAGGACAAUUGUGUCAUGUACUGGUACUGGCUGGCCGUUCGUCUUCUGAAAAAUGAGUAUUCGUGGCAAGUCUAUAAGGCCUGCAUUCCACUGACGAGAUCAGGUAAAACUGGAACACCGGACAAGAAAAAGUUGCGCGUGUAA
Plasmopara halstedii is the source of this 567-nucleotide messenger RNA. RefSeq lists its product as uncharacterized. The record is from RefSeq and is a predicted model, not a curated record. Lineage: Eukaryota; Oomycota; Peronosporomycetes; Peronosporales; Peronosporaceae. The transcript has a single exon. Bases 1 to 567 code for a protein of 188 amino acids.